Molecule: messenger RNA, 546 nt
Organism: Aaosphaeria arxii CBS 175.79
Lineage: Eukaryota; Fungi; Ascomycota; Dothideomycetes; Pleosporales
Exons: 1
Coding region: 1-546 (181 amino acids)
Source: RefSeq, a predicted model, not a curated record
AUGUCAAUAGAAGUCCAAGAUCACAACAUGCGCCAACAUCACUACACGGCAGGGGGAGAUCCGGGAGCAAGUAGCAAGACGCUCUCUAUGGCGAGUCAGAAACGACAGAACGUUUUGAAACAGCGACAAUCCAGUGUGCAAAGCAACACUCAGACUCAGAUUCAAAGUGAAGUAGGGGAGGAGGCGGAGAAGUCUAUUCAGGAUUCGGGGCGGCAGAGCCCAAUUGCUUUGGUAGACCUCGAUGCAUCAACACUGGCCGAGACUGCCAAUCCCAAAGCAACAGUUGAUGAAUGCAAAUCACCACCAAUUGCUCUUCCAUACUACCCUCUUAUGUGCCAAGCCUUGCCUUCAACACACACACCCAGCUUGGAUAGCAGUCAAGGCACAGGCGAGGUUCUUCACUCGAAUUUUCCAGGACGGCCUAGCCUCAAAAAUAGAGUUCAGUCGUCGGAGAGUACUCGAGAAGUCAGUUCAAUGACUGAUGAGGGGCGGCUAGGAAGCACCGGGCAAGCAGGCUUUGCAUCGUCGCUGGAGGAUUGCGAGUGA